AAUAAUUCAUGAAUGAUUUCAGGAACCGUCAAAUGGCAAUAACAAGUCUUUUGUGUUUGACUGCAGACUUCAUUCUAAUUAUGCACCUCAGUUGAUGACUACAGAUGCUUUCGCUCAAAUAAUCCGCCGCAGACAUCUACAUUCACCCUUCUUUUGCAUGAACUAAUGCUCUCUGUGUUUCUAGACAAAGCGAUCUAAAAGUCGGUGGUUCUUCUUUCUGAUAGUUCUUUCUUCGUUCUGACUCAACGGGAGGUGUAUAGCUGACCGCACGGGUCGUAUUUUACAGUUUACAAAUCAGAGCGAAUACAAAGUCGCGAUGCCCAGCACGAGGAACAGAAGUCGUGUACCUGACCAGUCAAGCAAUAAAAUCGGCGUGAGCGAUUUUGAAAAGAGAGAAUUCGUCUCGCGAGUGAAAAGAUGUAAACUUAAAACGAAAAAAACGCCUAACAACAAGAAAUUACAUGGGCAAUUCGAGGAACAGACCGAAGGUAUGUAAAAGUACAUCAGUAUUUUGAUACCACAAAAAUAUAUAAUUACUAUCUUUUGUGUCCGCUUAAUAAACCUCAAUAGCAUGGAACAAAGGUGAUGUCAACCGUCGGUCAUAACAAAUAGGUACGUUUUUUUCUAGCAAUAUUUCCGUAUGCAUCUACCAGCUUACGAGAUAGCCGUUACACUUUUUCAAAGUGGAACAAUUCAUUUUAUAAAGAAGCAAUCAAUGAUAAUUUUCUAUUUUUGCUGACGUAAAGAAAUACAGUCAAGUUUCUGUAGCAUUACGUCACUAUUUUGCCGAAGGCAACACACGUUGUGUUCCAUUCAGAGUGAAUAUAUUCUUGAAAGCUUGUUAGAAACAUACGGUGUAAGCCCCAUAAGCUACCAUGGCUGAAUGACCGCCAUUAGAUAUUUAAAAGUUUUACGCUCCAUAAGAGCUUUUAGAAUCAAAAUUAAUCCAUGCCAUUGUCUAUAUAAUUACCCUUCAGAGAGUUAGAUUUUGCUGAUUGAAAUUCCCUCGCACGAAAUGUUGUGAGUGAACGAGUUGCUUGCCUGACUGCGCUUUUACGCAAGUCGCACUGUAAUGUUUUGAAAACGUUCCCGCCUGGUUUUAUUGCAACAGUUUCGGCUCAGGCAAGCGAAGAAAAUGCGCAAACGUUCGAAAAAAAGUGAUAUUAAGAAAUCAUGGUAUAGAGCACGGCGCGUAAAAAUGAAAACGUCUCAUGUGUAUGAACUUCAGAGCGCUAUUUGAACUUGAGUGCUGCGGAUUAACUGUCACUGAAUUGAAGGGCUUCACGACAAAUGACUUGGCAUUGUCUCGACUUAAUAUUGAAGCUGCUUAUGAGGCUAUUUCGUGGCCAUGAAUCAGCUAUAAGUCUACCAUCACUCACGUAAAUAUCGGAUUAAAAAUUGAGGCAUACUUUCAGUGGCUAGCGCUCAUUUCCAGAAGGUCUGCGCUGACAAACAAACGUUCGUAAGAUUACAAGCGUGUUGAUAGAAACAAAUUUGUUGGUUUCCUGUCCCAUUGUCAGCUCAGUUUUUCUUUUUUUACAGACACCGAGUUGAUAAUGAAAGAUAGCAAGGGAAGAGUUCCGAAAACGAAGAAAGAACAACUAACGGAAACAUUGCUUUGGUAAGGUUUAAUCUUUGUUGUAAGACUAUGGUUUCCUGUAAAGGUGUCACCGUUUCAAGUGCCGCUGAAGAUUCCAAUUCACACUUCUAACACUUCUUAAUUCUUUCAGUUAUUAACAAUUAGUUCGGCUCUGCUUUCUUUCAAACGGCAACGCUUUCUUUUAAGGGAUCUAGGUGCAAAAAAUUUUGAGUGAAAACCGCAAAGCACUUCAAAACAAAUUUGCACAUCUUACCAACUAGGACGACAGAAACUAACAUUUUUUCGUUAAGAAAAAAAAUCCAAAAAUAACUUUAAACGAAAAGCAACUGUAUCAUCAAAAUCGCUCUGUAGAUCCAGUUACUAUUAUUAACAAGGUUUUAGUAGGUUAAUAGAAGUUAUGUCAUGCUUUAAAUAAAUUCACAUUUUUACUGUGUAGUAUUUACUGUAAACACAGUCUUUUCAUCCUAUUUGCAUGUCACAGAUCAAUUUGUUUCCACAACACUGAUUUCAUAUUUUAAAAAAUUGUCUGUAGCGAUUUGUGCGUACUGCCUUAAUAUCGGCACUAAUUUGCUAGAUGUGGUUUCUACAAAAUCUUGUGAAUCUUCACACGUGUUUAACUACGUCCGGAAAUUCGGCGGAAGACAAAAAUUGAAAAACCACAUUACUAGUAAUUUAGUUGAAGUAACAGCGUGAACUGCAAACAACACCAGUUACUGCACAGAAUAUUUUUUUUCAAUUUAAUAUGCCGUUCUCUUUAGAAACCCCGUCAGCAAAAUCUUUUGAACUUAUUUAGACAAGGAGUAUCUCUCAGCCGUUAAUUAACUGUGUUGAUAUCAUUGAUACUCUUGAGAGUUCUAUUUUGGUGUUUUCAGCAAACUUGAGGUUCGUAGCUGUCAGCUUAAGUCAACUCUGUCAGGCGUAAAAUAAAUGAAUAUUUCUUUUCGGUUAACAGCUUGUAAGUCUGUAAGUAAACAAGUCUUAUACAGUGCGCCUAAACCUUUCAUCGAUUGACGUUCAUUAUGGUACACAAAAGCUUUGACGCACACUAGUCUUGGACUAGAUAUUAACCCAUGUCACCCAGCCAGAAAUACGUGGAUUAUUUUACAGAAUUGUGCCAUCCGGAAUUUCUUAAGACUUUAUCAACAAAAGAGACACUUGCUUUGGUAAAAUGCUUUUAGCAAAUUUCUGUUAAAGAAAAUACAAUUAGGGAGCUCAUGUUUCUAAAUGUUUUUUAAUGGAUUUUCGAGUUGGGAGUUGUAGACCUUGCAGCAAAAUUUUGUACACAAUUUUUUUUACCAUUUCGAGGGAAGUACAUUCAUUUCAUUCCAGAAUAUUUUCUGAAUUUUCUGACUUAUUUUUUAUAUGGUAUACAAGCUGUCGUUGUAGGAAAAUUAAUCAAUGAAGAUUUUAGUUUAGCGAAAGUGUCUGAUGACAGGAGCAAUUUACAAGUUACCACCUGUUGAUUUUAAGUGAAACAGUUACAGCAUUUUCAAAUUCUGCUAUGUACGUGACACUUUCGUUCCAAGGGCAAGGUAACUUAUCGGAUAGACAGUUUGUUUACGACGGGAAAGAAAUUCCUUCCCUCUUUAAGCUGACGUGCUAUGCGUUAAAAUCUUGCGGUUGAACUCGAUUCAAUUAAUUUGUUGAAAGCGUCGUGAUCACAAAAGACCGGAAAACAAAUUCUCGAACCCUUGGAGGCCAGCGGGUUUUAAUUCGAACACUUCAAAUGUAAAUUGUCAUGAUGUUCUUAAAACUUAGACGUUUGGAAAUAAAAUAACGUCACGGAAAGAAUGGAGAUUAGGCCACAAAUUAGGAAACCAUACGUGAUCACAAAACAGAUGUGUCUUUCCGUUUUGAGCACAUGACAGGGGUGCUCGAAAAAUAUUUCACCGGAGGCACGAUUUUUUUAUUUCUACCACAAUCGGGUUAGGAAAGUUUCUUGGAGAAAAAUGUGAAAAUUUACCAGUGGAUUGCAGUUAGUUUUAUGACGUUUUAAGUUUCUGAAAAGAGAAGAAAAAGAUUGCCUAAAAAAGGAUUCGACGCUCAUUUUUUCCCCUUAGGAAGUAAGAGUUAUUGCACUAACAGACUCGAAAAUUCUCCUCACAUCAAAUAAUGGCUUUAAUACGAGAUUACAUUAUUUCUUAUUAAAGGUCAGAAACAUACUUAUAUUUAGCAUUAUUUUAGAUGGUUUAGAGUAACCUUGAUACUUAAAACUAUUCUUUUGUUUGGUCAAAAGUCAAGGAAUUAUGCCUUUGUUUCGCGUUCAUCUUAUUACGGAUAUUCAAAACAAGAGAUUAAUCUUAACAUGUUAUCUAUUACUCUUCUAUCGAGAAUUUUCUACGGAGAAUUUUCCACCAAAAUACUUUGGUGUAAAGGUCGAUUGGAUUCCAUCUUGUAAAUAAAUAAUGACAGAGACAUUUGACGUCUUCAGUGUUUGUUGUUCGAAUAAAAGAUUGAAAGAAUGCGGCCUUGCUCGGUGCUAAUGCCAACCAAAAUAUUGAGUUAAACGUAAACAAUGAGUCACCGAGGAAAUAAAUGGGUGGACUUGAAUUAUUCUGAAAUACAGAGCUUGGGAAAUGAAAAUGUUCUCGGCAAAUUCCUAAAAACCCUUCAAAAGCUGAUAUAGCUAAUUCCUCUUUCCGAGAAAACCGAGUCUUUGAUAAAGAAACAUUGUGUGAAGUCCAGUCGUCUCCCACAUACAUCAAUGGGUGUGGUAUUCGUCACGCAAAGAUGUUUCUAAAGUUCUGUAGUCUCUUUGAACGUUUACACGAAUUACUAAGCGGUUUUUCACUAAUUUCCAGCAAGCUUAUCCAACAUAUAUCACCUGAGCAGUUUGCUAUCUAUUGGUUGUGAACCAAUUCAGACGCACUUUUUCAAUGUUUACGGAGUUAAAACUCUUCCCAGUGACUGCCUAGAGAAUUGUGAAAACGAAAUCUGAACUGAAUACAUCUUUUACGCCCUUUGAUUGAAUGAAUGACAGAUAAAUGAAUUACUCUCUGGUCCUCCUUACAAGGCAAAUGUCACUGCUUCGAAAAGAGCACUUUUUUGUUGCAGUUAAGCAUGGGUAUAUUGCAAAGAUAUAUAAAUUUUGACCAUAAAUGUUAUAUAAUUCUACUGCUUUUACAGGCUUGAAGAAAACUAUGUAAUGUGUGAAGGUGUCUGCCUUCCACGCUGUAUUCUGUACGCUCAUUAUCUGGACUUCUGUCGAAGGCAUAGUGUCGAUGCAGCAUGUGCUGCAACGUUUGGAAAGGUAAUUUUAUUCGAUAUUUUUUUUUUGGCAAGAGCGCAUUUGACUGGUAUACUACACUCAGCAAAGAGCCAGCGUAUCUCUCUCAUCCAAUCAUAGACAUGCACACUACCUGUAAGCUCGGCCAAUCACGUCCAGCGAAUGAAAAUAACCAUGUUGCCAGUCGCGUGACUUUUCCCGACGUUCUUCACUGGUUGUAUGCAAAGGACAAGAAGUGAUGAUGAAAUUGAUUCCUUUUUAUUAAGCUUAAAACUCUGAAAUUUAUACGAGAGAAAAGUUUUCGUACGACUCGCUGUAUCAACCUGAAGCGAUAAACUUUGGACAUUUUUUUUGCGCUAAGUUUUUCGCUGCUGGUUGUAUUCCUAAACAUGAUGGUCGAAGAUGUGUUUUUGUAAUCCUUGUUUAUUUUGAACUGAAAUUGUUUUGAAUAAUUUAUUUAAGUCAUACAAGAAGACAAUGCUUAGCAAAAGAAGAUACCUUUCUGAUGACAGAGUAAUUAUCAAAUUCUCUUUGGUGGGUUUGAGUUAGUUUCUCGAUAAAUGUUCCAAAUAAAGGAAAAUCUAUUCCGGAACAAAAUUGACUGUGCCAUAAGAAGACAAUUCAGAGUGUAUGUCUUCUCUAGAGAUUUUUAUGAUUUUCUGGGUUUAAAAUCUCGAACUUUUUGACAGCAGGUAAUACAGGCUAGAAAUCUUAAGCUAUUUUGUUUUUAUUUUCAGACGAUACGACUGAAGUUUCCUCAACUAACCACAAGAAGGCUGGGAACCCGCGGUCAUUCAAAGUACGAUGGCAUUGACUGAACCAAUUUGUUUUUUGAAUCGCUAAUCGUUUCCAAGAUUUCGUUUAUUUAAACGAGCACUUAACAAUAAUCUCUUGCCAUCUCUCUCAGAUAUCACUACUACGGAAUAGGUAUCAAGGAAUCCUCUGCUUAUUAUCACUCGGUAUACUCAGGCAAAGGUUUAACGAGGUGAGGGAAAUAAUUCUCCGUAUUGACUUCUUGUCAUGGUAUACCAAGCGACAUCUCGCUGCUUAUUUUGAGCUGUGUAAUUAAAUGGGUUUCUGUAGAAUAAUGGGGUUUGUUUAUUGAAAAGACAAUAGAAAUGCCGGUUCUUUCUUAUUCAAAACUCGUCGGGGAUGAAAAACGGAAGUUUGUAAUGUAAAGAAGUGUAAACUUUAAACACAGUAGAAAAAUUACGUGGCAAAAAAUAGCGUAAAUCUGCGGUCUUACAAUGCAAUUUUCUCCGUUUGCAGACAUAUGUGAUGUUGAGGUCUUUCCUCCAUCUUAAAUUAAGUACACAUCUAGAAAUUAAGUUGUUCCAUUUAUUUCAAGGUCACUUAAUCAUUUGACACCUUUUAAAUUAAGGAGGCUAUACACAAAGUCAGUUACUUUAACGAACAAUACAGCAUUAAUUGAGCUCCGGAGGGACACCAAAAUGAAUCGCCUAAGAAUAGAAAAAUAUGUUACUCCCAAAGAACAUAAAAGCAAAGAUAUACAUGACUAAGACUCUCUCAGGGGUUUCCAUUUAAACCGGUUAUUGGCGGUUUGCCGCCGCCUGUAGGACCUCGCACCGCCGUCUGUUCCGCUGGCGAGUAACUUCGUGUGUUUGGUUUCGACUUACGGCACAGCCGCCCAGCCCAUCUCACCAUCGGCAACCGCUUGUGGACUGAAAACGUUAUUGAAACCCCUACUAUAUAAAUGUGUAUAUAAAAGAGUUGACAACUUCGUGCGUAGGAGUGUUCUUAAAUGGUAACCAGCUGAGAUCAAAAUACUUUACAGCCCAUAAUCUUUCUUAAGCCGAGAGGUCAAGCCCGGCUAACGUUUAUGAUUUUAAAGCUUUUUUAACUCUUCAAUAAAACGCCCCAGCUGUUUUUGAUUUCCAUGAUUCACUCGCAAACUUAAACGCCACUUCGAUUUUUUUUUCUAUCUGAAUGAUUUUGUUUUUUCAAAGUUCCAUUUAAACCAGACUUUUGAGUAUUUUUAGAGAGGUAUUCUUGGUGUGUGGUCUGUUUGCAUACUGCUGAAUUAAUUGUCUUUUACAUUAAAAGGGGUGUUUUUCUCCCAAUGUUUCCUUUGUAAUUGGGCAAAACAUAGGAACGGGAGCGACUGAACGGCGAGUCAAUUUAGAAGACUUAUUCUACCUCAAAUUACAACAAAGAAAUUCUAGACUUAACAACUGAAAUAUAUAAAAGCACGGCUUAAGUUCAUUCCGCGCCCGCGAUCAGAAGAGACAUGCAAACUAAAGGGCGAACGAGGCUGAACGGUUGUCAGGGGAAACGGCAACGGAAAGAGCGUUUGUUCCCAAACUCCCGCUAUUUUUUGUCCUGCCUUCUCCGAAUGUAAGCCUGACACAGGCCGCUAGCACUCACAGGCUUGUUUUCGUGCGAUUCUGUUUGUCCUUUCAUUGCAAAGAGUGACCAAGAUGUAAUUUCUCUUUACAAUACCAACACAAUGGUACACAGAUUUUCGAUGAUAUUAAAGAAGAAUUUCAACAGGGGGAUAUUAUCUGAUUUACCACUAUAUUCUCAGAUCUAACACUAGUUAAUACAUAUGGCAAAUGGAAAGGAGAAUCACUACUAAAAUCUGAUGAUUGAAAGCGUUUAACAGCCACCGCUGAUAGCACCACUGACCCACAUACAAAACAUGAUGUGUAGGUUUCGCCACGUUUCGAUUUCACAGGAUACCCAAGUAAAAGUUUGCUUCUCAAGGAAAUGCAGGGAUAGCCAAAAUUACACUCAUAUACCUCCGGCUUCAAACUAUUCACUGAUGCACGGUGACCGAAAUUAUUUGAAAAAGUGAUUCACGACGGUAUAUAUCUAACCGUCUGCCUCUCUAAAAUUUCAGUUUAAUCUAAUAUCUUCAUCAAUCUUUCCAUUUCAAACAGAUUUUCAGGGUCAAAAGUCAAGAAUGAGGUAAAGACUGUUCACGACCAAAAACGUGAUAUGUUAUUGCUAAGAUUUACUUAAAUGAGCAAUUUUCCUCAGUGCGAGAUUUAAUUAUUUUUGCCCACACACUAUUUACCAAUGUUCUAAUAUCUUUCCUUAAAUAUUUUUUCUUUUCGUUAACGCACACCUCAUGCAUGAUACUAAUAAACAAGAUACUUUCUUUGAAUAUAGAAGCGAUCCUCGCAGUUAUGAACACUACUGAACUAGUAGUUGAAAUGAGACCUGAUGAAAUUCAGGCCCGUACGGGAUUUAAACCCAUGACCUCUGCGAUACCGUUGCAGCGUUCUACCAAUUGAGCUAACAAGCCAACUGGGAGCUGGUCAUUAUGUUGGUUCCAAAUAAACCCCCUAAGUGGUGAAUAAUCAUUGUAAAUAUAUGAAAGCAUAUAUGUGCAUUGUGGUUGAAGAAACGAAUAUAGCUCAGUUGGUAGAGCGCUGCACCGGUAUCGCAGAGGUCAUGGGUUCAAAUCCCGUACGGCCCUGGAUUGUUUUCAGGCUUUAUUUCAGCUACUAGUUCAGUAGUGUUCAUAACUGCAAGGAUCACUUCUAUAUUCGUUUCUUCAACCGCAGUGCACAUAUCUGAUUUUCAUAUAUUUACAGUCAUUAAGUUACUUUCUUGUUUGCAGGGCUCAUUUUCAGUUCGAAAAUACUCACUCAGCUCCAAAACUGGAACACUGUUACCAGAUUUCCCAAAUCCAAGGCUACUGGAGUUACCGGAGAAAAUAUCAUUAGAAAAGGUAAUGAGUUUUUACAACAGGAAACAUCAAUUAUCUAUUUGAAUUUUCCUGCCUCUGAGUAUUGUGUGGUCACAUUACACUAUCCCUUUCCACCCUAACAUCAGUAUGCAUAUUCUCCAUACUGUUCUUUACACGUUUCCUAAGUUGCUAACAAGGAGAAUUUGUUUAACAGUCAAGAGCUUCUUUAGCUGGUGAUCAUUACCUUUAUUCUCAUGACCCAAAUAUGUGACUCAGGGUUGAUAUUGUAGGGAGAAAUUAGAUGCGAGUCACUCUUAGGGAGUAAAGGGUUAAAAUCUCUAGUUGAUAUGUUUUUAAAAAUGCAAGAGAAAGAUGUCAAGUGCGCGGCUUGUACAGCCAGGUAGAACCAUGUUCUCUUUUUCUUUAUACAAAUUUAUAAUACACCAUUUCAGCAGCUAUAGAUAUGCUAACAUAGAUUCCCUGGCGACUACCAUGACAAAAUGCGAAAUUAUCCCUUCCAGCUAUCACAUAUUUCCUCUUGGAUCAUUCUAAAGCAUUUGGUGUUUCUUCAAGGAAGCACCACCUGUUGAUAAGAUUUUUUUUCCAUUCUCAUCACCUAUUUACUAAAUAUUCUUUUGAAAUUAUUAGGAGAGGAAUUACUCGUUGAAUAAUUGUUGUAUUUAGGGGGGUUAAAAUCGAAAUGAAACUUCGACAAUAUUUUAAUUUUGGUAUUAAAACUGUGCAUACGACUUUUAACAUGUUUUCAGGUUGAAACGUUCGUAGUUAUGUACAAGACUCACUGUCAAUGUAUACUGGACACUGCAAUUAAUGCAAAUUUUGAUGAGGUAAGCUGAUACAACUGGCGAGGUUCAUAGAAUGAUUUGUCAUACAGGUUGUCCCAUACCAUUGGUGCCUUGGUAAUCUCACUGUCCUUAAAAAACUCCUCAUUGUAAUGAAAUAAGUAGUCACCCUAAAGAUAAACUACGAGCAUUUCCUUCUUUUCGACUAAGAUCGUCGCGCGAGUUAAGAAAAAUCGUCGAUAAAAAAAAUGAUGUAAGCGCGUCGCGCGGAACUCUAAGAGUGAGGCGCUACUUUUCGUGCACUCAACUCCCAGAGGUUCGUGCGUCUAUCCUUAGUGAAUUUUCCAGGCGUUUUUAAAGUUAGCUGUGCACAGUCCAACCUGACUAAACAAGAUGACAUGCUUUCUGCGUCUCAUUUCAGAUAAAAAAUUUUCUUCUCCAUUUUUGGCAAGGAAUGCCCGAUCACCUUCUGCCACUGAUGAACACAGAGGUCGUUGCUGAUGUCAUUUGUGUUUGUGACUCAAUUUUAUACAAGGUACUCAAAUAAACGAUUCUAUAAAUCUAGUGUCUGUUCAUCCAGAAGAAUAGAUUUCAGUUUUGCGUUUUUCUUUUAUCAGCUUUCAUCUCAAAGAAAUAUGCAAUGAUUAAUAUAACUCAGUCAGAUUUUUUACUUCCUCGAUCAUGAUUCUAUUAUUUGAAAAUUACAUUCAAAGGCUUUUUAGGCCUUUCUUUAGGAAUGUUGUCAGUGAAAUAGUCAACUUUGCGUGGAAGCACUAUAUCGAUAUUCCUAUCCUAGCUGUACAAGGGAAGUUUGUCACUAUGGACAUAGUUACACUGUAGCCUUCUACAGCUCAGUGGUAGAGCGUCCGGAAGGUCUUAGGUUUGGCUCCUAUGAAUGGGAGAACUCGUAGUUUUUAUUAUCCGAGUAUACCCGUGCAUUCACUAAAAAACAUUAUCAUUCACUUGAAAAUCACGAGGCUUAAAGUUUACUAUCUUCAUUGACGUCAAAAUAAUCUAUUUUUUAAUUCCGUUUCUUGUCAGGUUCUCAUGGAUGUUUUGGUUCCAUCUACAAUGCAAGACGUGCCAGAAGGGUAAACUGACAUUUAUGCCUUUUUCGGAUGAACUAUAAUCUUAUGCUUGAAUUGCAAAUUAAACAUUGUUUAAUUUUUUUAUCUCUCAUUUCAGUCUCCUCGCUGAUAUUAGGACCUUCGCGAGACAUUUGGAGUCCUGGGUAAUAGCUGCUACAGUUGAGCUACCGGAUUAUCUUAAAAUGGGAAAAAUUCAAGGUUUGAUAACAUUGUGACCGGAAAUUUAUUUAACGUUUAUUUCUGACAUAUUAUUCCUUAUUUCUCUUUAGAGUAGCCUUCUUAUUUCAUCUUUUAUUCUGUUUUAUAUUUAGCUGUGAGACGUUUUGUUCAGUCACUGAGAAGACAGACAUCUUUCCUGCAUCUUGCACAGGUAAGAAAACCGAGCCAGCAGAGAGAACCUAAAGUAACUCUAGGCAAGAUUAUGUCUUGAACUCUUUUGAACUCUUGGAAAUCUUUAUCAAGGAUACUUAACGCCAAUUGCAAUAACGGAAAAAAAGUCUCAAAGGAUGCAAGUUAACCUUGAGAUAUAAUUAGCUCUGAGAGAAAUUGUAUGUAUAAUUUCUCCGUACGAUUUCGAUACAUCAUCCAGCGAACAGCUGACGAGAAUAGACAAAGUUAAAAGCGACAGGGUCUUAUCUUAAUAUGAUACCAAAUUCUCCGAACUGAUUUACAACGUAACUUUUAGCAGUCAGAAGAGAGACUCUACCGACCAUAUCGUUAAGGUCCCAGCAUAAUGAAGCAGUCUGAAUCACGAGGCAGGUAUAAUUUGCAUUGUGUUUAUUUUCCAGACCGCACGACCCGUUUUAGCAAAUCAAGAGGUUGUCGAUCACAUGGUUAAAGACGUUGAGAAGCUAGACAAUGGAAACAGUGCAAGACAAACUGUUCACACAAAGACUGAGAAGGAAUGCGAGGAUGGGUUUGAUAAUGAAUGUAAGUAACAAAUGAAACCUUUCUACUCCAGUUUCAUCGUCUCCAGAAGCAUUUUUCACGAAAUUGAGGCGUUUGGUAUUUUAAUUUUUCUUUUUGUUGCCUUGCAUUGACCUUUUUAGUUCUCCAAGAUUUCGUGGAACUGCUGCGGGAACAAGCUCCUUUGGAAUCUUACGUGGAAUGGCUAGAUAGACUGGUCGAGACAAAGAUUAUUAGGGUACGUUAUCACCAUGCGUACAUGAUGUGCACUUGAUGCACAUGAAAUGAGCAUGUGAUGAGCACGCAAAGUCGGAAACUGCGCAAAUAAACUACCUGCUCUUUCAGAGGUCAGAAGGAUUGGCUAGAUAAUUUAAUUGAGGGCUGUAAAUUUAACAAAAAUCUGAUAUAGUAUUAUUUCAAAAAGUAUUUGUUCUCUUGUUUGUUUUUAAUUCUUAAUGAUAAUCCACGUUGCAUACUAUUGCAGCCCUGCGAAGGCACUAGUGACGACUUCAAAAGCCGAGCCCAGGAGUUUCUUUUAAGAUGGUCAUUCUUAGGAGCGAGGCUGAUGCACAAUCUUACGCUGAACGCCUCGACGCACUUCGGUUAGUACGCUAAACUUAGAAAAUCUUUACGUAUGGGCGAGGUUAUCCGCUCAAGUUAUCGAUUAUCCCCUGUGAAAUAAGAAGCUUUAACCGUUAUCCGAAGCUGUGUCACAUUAUUAGCUUAACCUUUGCGUUUUUGUUGCGUGAAAGGCCUGUAGCUCUCGUUAGUCGGGUCCAAAGUCACCAAAAAGAUUGAAAAUAGCUUUCACUGCAAAAGCAAACCAUAUAAGCCGUCUUUAUUUUAACUUUACUUCUAAAAGAAAACCCAACUCAGGAAAUCGUUUGAACAGACAACCAAGGCACUCAGUUUUUGCUAUUUGCUCUUCAUAUAAAAAAUUCUUUAUUGGCUCCGUACUCAGAAUUUUUGCACACCAACACACUUUUAUUUCUUUAUUUCACUCAUGCCGUAAUGCGCCUCUCGAUGCUUUGUUUUGCUAAAAAUUUCUUAUUUAUUUUAAGGUUCAUUUCACCUCAUCAGAAUGCUUCUUGAUGAGUAUAUGCUGCUCGUUAUUGAAACAAAAUUCUACAACGAAACGGAGGAGAAGCUACAAGAAAUGUUGGACAGGCAUCUCAAAAUGUGUGAGCGGUUAUCCCUACUAUUACGGAUAAUGUCUAGCUAAAUGAAAAUGAAAAGUCGCCAUACCGGGCUCUUGGUUUUAUAUUUUACAUCUCAGUAGCGGUAAGAGAAGAUGGUCUUGAAGCUUUAUCCGUAAAGUUCUAAGUUUAUCACUCUUUUCUUUUAUUUCUCUUCUUCAGGUGAGGGAGUCGACAAAGAAAAAUCUCCGCUUCGAGUACAAACCGUUGUGACAAAAACAAAGUUCACAGUUCCCGAUAGCGUUGUACUCAACGGAGGCAAACUGCCUCCUAAGAUUGAAGUCGAAGAACCUGAAUACACUUGUCGUCCGUCCAAUCGCAACAAGCGGACGAAGUCACGUGAUCACCUAAAUGGCGUGAAACCAAGGCCCAAGAAACUGUCCUCUCAUCGCCUGAGCGCAUGCUCUAUGAUGAGUGAACCGAUGUCGCCUGCGAUGAAUGGUUUCCCACCUACACCGCUGGAGUCGACCGCCUUUAUUAUGCCGUCUCCUAAGGAGAAUUACUUUUCUGGUCACAAUGGAAUGCCUCAAGCGCCUGUGCUCACGCCACCUGUGUCACCAGCGGUUUCGACAGGAUUACCCAGAAACGCUCUAGGGAACAGCAACUUCUCACAAGUGACGUACACAGCCUUAGGCGAGAAAAAGCAGCCUUGGGGAUAUGCCAUACACGGCGAUGUAAACCCUUCAUCUGAGGCGAUUGACAGCCUGGUUGCGCAGCACUUCAAUAACUGCGGGCUCGGUGGGUUCGUGGCGCCAAAUCGGUACCAGGCUCCGGCGACUAACGAGAGUUGUUACAUGGCUAAUGUAAGUUAAGGGCGAGUGAAAUAGUACAAUCACUCUCUUCAGACAAAUUAGAGCGAGUGGUCAUUAAGAUUUUUCCUUAGUCUAGCUCAGUGUAAGCCGUUGAAUUAUACUCUAUUGAUUCUAUGCCGCAUCACUGUUAUUCAUUUGGGCUGGUAAGAGUUUUGAUAAUAGAUACACUAGAAUUUGAAAUCCUGUGUUAGAUCGUUAUUGUUAUUGUAGGUUUUUUAACCAAAGAAAUGCAUAUUAUAUACAGUAUUUAUCCUUGCUAGAUCAGAGUUUAGAAAAACAAGUAACUCGCGUUUUGGAUUUCAAUGAGCUCGUAACCUAUUCCCUUUUUUCCCAUUCUAGGGCUAUGAUCACAGUCAACAGUACGUUGAAAAUGGUACUGGUCAUUCAGGUCCCUCGCCAUAUCACGCGAUGAUGAAUCACGCAAACGUACCUUAUCCACAAGUAAUGCAAGGCUACUAUAUGCCAGUCACGCAACACGCAUCACGCAAUCACGUGGAGCACGUGAGCACAAGCGCAGAAGUUCCUUUGAUGGCCUGCAGUAUGGUUUACUCUGAAGCGCCAGGAAUGUUGGAUGAGGGAGUCGGGGUCGGGGAGCACACGGACGAAAAUGAGGAAUACAUCAACAUGACAGUCCACAAGCUGUUUAACGGCGACUGUGAGUUGGAAAAGAUGGAUUGUGUUGAUGAACCAGGAAUACUUCCUUCUAUCAAUUCACUUCUUACAGAAGCAGCCAUUUAGAUAUCACAAAGAUAGAAACUGAAAAACUUUUUUCUUCGAAAAAAUGUACAGAAACAAAUCCAGAGGAUAUUUUGCGCGAUCUUCUUAUCACUUACGGCUUGAAUAUGGCAAUUUCGAGAGUAAAUUCCAACAAUUUUAUUUGAUUAACUUUUUUCGCGCUGGAAAUUCCCUGAAAAAACUAAUCUUGGUCAUUUUGAAACAGCAUUUUUUUGGAUAAACGGACCCAAGGAGAUCACUCAAAACUUCUCAACUUUCCUUGUAAUAAUUUUAGAAAAAACGUUCAGCAUAUUUUGGAGAACAGCACGUCAUGAAGUUCUCAUCGGCAACUACAGUUGUCGAGCUCGUUCAGAUUUACUCUCAAUUAUCUAUAACCUGUCAAAAAUUCACUGAUGAUAAAUUAUGAUUCAAACGUAAUAGAGAGUCGUGUUCAGAAUCUCUAAAAUAUUCACCAAAAAUUUGCAAAAUUAUCGGCUUAAUUGUAUUUCAAUCAUUCGUUUAGGUGUCGCUUAUCCCUGUCAUAUAAUUGUUUUUGUUAUCACUACGUAUGCUAACAAGUUAGAUAGGAAAUUAGAUCAUGAUUUUAAAUUUUGAUUUUAGUGGUUAAAUGAUAUAUCACAUAUUUGAAAAUAAGGAUGAAAAUAAUUCUGAGAUGAACGAAUGAAAAUGAUUGAUAAGAAUUAGAAAUUUCAAUGAAACACAUUUUGUAAAAUAGGAAAUAUCAUGAAGCGACAUAAUUUUAUACCGUAGCUUAUUUUUGUGUAUAUUUCAUAUUUUAUAUGGCUGUAAUUUUGUAUUUUAAACACUUGUUCCUACUCCGACUUUAGUUGCAUUACAUGUUCUUUUGUAGACGAAAAGUUCAAGGAAUAUAUUGUUAAUAAAAUUGAGAC
This is a messenger RNA of Pocillopora meandrina, 14908 nucleotides long. The record is from the annotation of a GenBank genome assembly. NCBI's taxonomy places the organism in Eukaryota, Metazoa, Cnidaria, Anthozoa, Scleractinia, Pocilloporidae.